CUCUUCUUCACCCUCCGUCCAUCUUCAUCAAACUACAGUGCAGUCAUGGCCACCGCCAACGUUGCCCCGAAGCAUGCCUUGACGAGCCUGGAAAAUCCCCAGGUCGUACACUAACAGUCGCCUGUCGACACCAUCUCCCGUCUGCCCCCCAACUCCCCCGCUUUAUCCAUCAAGCUAGACGCCCAGGCACCAUUCCUUGCCAUCCACAGCCUCUUCGACUAUCUGCGCUCUCACCCGGAAGAUGCCACGAUGCUCAACGCAACUUAUCCCCACCGGGGCGUCUUCAAGACAGCAGCCCGUCACAACAAGUCCUCGGAUCAGAAAUUCACCAUCGAUCUAUCGUCCAAUCGUGCCUCUCUUAUUCCCCCUCCCCUCCACGAAAGUAUAGCCACCCACGGUCUAGACUCCAUUCUCACCUUCUUCAACACCCUCCGCGCCGACUACGUUCCCUCCAUCCUCUCCUGCCUCGGCCUUGUUGCCGGUACCGAUCUUGCUGCCGCCCACCAAGACGGUAACCUGAAUUUCCGUCUGUGCGACUACAAUCCGGAUACAGCGGACCCAGAGUGCUCCAACGGCUGUGGUGCCCACACUGAUUAUGGAACCUUCAGCAUUAUCUUCCAGGAUGGCACAGCGGGUCUUGAGCUCGAAGAUGCCGACGCCCCGGGCACAUGGCACCCUGUCCCCGGAGACGCCACGGUCUUUCUGACGGGGUGGUGCGCUGUUGUUUUGAGCGGGGGGCGUAUCCGUGCUGCCAGACACCGCGUUCGCCGGACCCCGGGGGUCCGUCGGCUCAGCGCUGUCUUGUUUGUUGCGCCGGAUCUUGAUGCUAAGUUGAGGCCCCUUGAGGGUGUUCAGGCUGUCUGGCCCUUCUCGGAAUAUAUCAAGGAGGGAAAUGUUGAUGUGAGGUCUUUCAAGGAGGUCAUGGGGCAAAGAUGGAGGUAUCGGGAGGGGAACGAGAAGUUGGACGAUAACGAUGCGGAGUUUACUCAGGACAGUGUGAUUGAGAAGUUGAUCUGGGGCUAACCCAGUCUGUUAUUCUGAGAAAAUAAAUGCAUAGAGUAGCCGGGACUACUCCGAACGCUCAUUAGAAUCAAGAAGAAAUACAACAAGACAGAGUGGUGAAUACGAAGUGAUCGUCAAAUUGG
Aspergillus campestris IBT 28561 is the source of this 1145-nucleotide messenger RNA. RefSeq names its product Clavaminate synthase-like protein. Bases 250 to 1023 code for a protein of 257 amino acids. NCBI's taxonomy places the organism in Eukaryota, Fungi, Ascomycota, Eurotiomycetes, Eurotiales, Aspergillaceae. The record is from RefSeq and is a predicted model, not a curated record. The transcript has a single exon. Gene Ontology annotation, molecular function: dioxygenase activity.